AUGGCUCGUUCCCUUUGCUACAUCACUCUUCUACUCGUCCCUGCUCGCCCCCCUCCCACCACUCAGGUGGCGUGGCUUAAGGAGCAACUCGUGUUCGCACUGGAGGCGAGGGAUGAAGCCAUUCUCAGGUGCUACUCAGUUGCACUACAACACGCUUCAAAUCGUCCCCGCUCAUGCCAUCCCUCCACCUCCCUCUCCCCCUCCCACCACUCAGGUGGCGUGGUGGCAUGGUUGAAGGAGCAACUCGUGUUCGCACUGGAGGCAAGGGAUGAAGCCAUUCUCAGGGCCGAAGCUUUGCAAGCAGCCAUGGUGGAAAUGGGGCAGUCCACCACAAACCAGGCCCUCGCUGCAAAGAUUGACGAGUUGGAGAAUGCACUGAUUGUGGCGCGGAGGCAAAUCGACACGCACAGGAAGGAACUUGCUCAUCAACAAAGGGCCAUGGAGGUCCAACAGGAAGCUUCCACGCGCUUGCUGUUGGAGCAGCAGGAGGAAGCAGCACGUGCGCUGGUGGAGGCGGUGAGGGUCAAGGACGCGGAGAUGGAGAGGGAGGUGGGGGCGCUGCUGGGCGCACUGAGGGGCAAGGAGGAGCGCAUGAGGGGCGAGAUUGAGGCGCUACAGGACAAGGUGGAGGAGCGGGACGCCGAGAUUGGGCGGCUCUCACGGCGGCUGGAGCGAGCAGCCAAGGACAUGGAGGACAUUAUUGCUGCCAACGCACAGCAGGUGGAGACGCAGAAGAACGUCAUUGAGAUGCUCGCUGAGAGUAGCCGGGAUGCACGGCAGAAGCUGGCAGCCAUGGAGGAGAGGGCACUCGCAGCAGAGAGGAUGGUGGAAACCUUCGUGGAAGCUUCCUCCCUGGAGGAGGUCCAAUCAAUGGUGGAUGACUUGCCAGCUGUCUCUCCCGGGUCGAUUGAUAUGUCAUCUUCUGCAUUCGCUGAUGUCAGCAUGAGAAGCAGCCAGACCAGCGUGACUAGCAGCAGCCUCGCCACAUCAGAUGCUGAGCUGGAGAGGAUGACAGCCGCGGCACUUGCGAUUGGAGGCGAAUCUCUCCUGUCACUCUCGCUCCACCUCUGCGCCGCCAACGCCUCCGCGAUCGCCGCAAUGGGCGCCUCAUAUUGCGGCCGUCGCGUCGCUCUUUUCUGCCUUCUACUUGUCGUCGCCGCGCCGUGUCUGCUGACGUCAGCGCAGUUCCCCAUCCCCUCGCAGUACGACGGCUUGGUGUACGGUGCUGACGUCAGCGAGCGGCAGCCGGUGCUGCUGGAAGCCUUCUUGGAUCUGACGUGUCCGUCCUGCCAGAGCGCGUGGCCCGUGUUGCGCCACGUGGAGAAGUUCUACGGGACGAAGCAGCUUCGUUUUGUCGUUCAUCUGUUCUCCAACGCUUUCCACCACAACUCCUACUUCGCCUCGCAGGCCACCAACGCCGUCGCCGCAAUCAACGGCUCGCUCGCGUUCGACUGGAUCGACGCCGUCUUCGACGCGCAGGACGACCUAUCGCUGAGCGGCACGUGGCAAAAGACGCCCGAGCAGGUCGCGGCGCAGCUGGCGCGGCUCGCGGCGGAGCGCCUCGGGAUUGACGAGGAGAGAUUCAAGGAGACGUUUUUGGAUGCAGAGGUCGAAUGGCGCACUCGACUCGCGUUCAAGUACGGGUGUUCACGAGCAGUGGUGGGAACGCCCACCUACCUGGUGAAUGGAGUGGCAGUGCCCAUGGCUGCAGCCGAGUGGACCAUCUACGACUGGCGGGCGCUCCUCGACCCCCUCGUCACACCCACUGCUCGCCUCGGCGCAAACGCCCACUCCCCUUGA
Molecule: messenger RNA, 1800 nt
Organism: Closterium sp. Yama58-4
Lineage: Eukaryota; Viridiplantae; Streptophyta; Zygnematophyceae; Desmidiales; Closteriaceae
Source: the annotation of a GenBank genome assembly